AUUUUGAUUGUGCCAUCUCUAGGAGUGCACGCCUCAGCUUAGUUGGGUGGGAAUAUUCAAAGGUUUCCAAUUACAUCCAUGGAAAGUACUGCGCAGAAGGGAUUUUAGAAGUCAUGGAAGCGGUGAUCAAGCAAGAAGUGAAAAUCGAAAACGAGGUGGAAGCGGCCAUCAACGAGGAUGACGCCACGCCACUGCGGGAAAGCACAGGACAGACUCCGCCGCACGCCUUUGCGGCAGCAGUUCCGAUGUCAGGGUGCGGUUGGGACAGUGAUCCGGAGGACGAAGGCCGUGGACCUCGGUCGGCGCCUCCGACGCCGGGCGCACACCUACAGGCGCCUCGGACUCCGGGUGCUCAUCUUGAGGCGCCUCUAGGAGCCAUCGUACCAAAGGCUGAGCCGGUGAUCAAAGAAGAAGCUGAUAACCAAGUGCUGGACGGCUUACUGGCAGAUCCUUUCGAUAUUGAUCCCCCCGCUGCUUUGCCAGCCUCGACGUCCCCGGCGGGUGUAAAGCCACAUGUGAAAUUGGAGCCAGUUGAGGUUGAGCAGGGCAGCUGUACCCGCGAUGGACUUCCCAGCUUAUUUACGAGGCGAGACAACCUGGACGAUAUGGAUCUGUGCAGCCUCGAGGCCUCCAAGAAGCUCGUGCCACACGAAGGUCAAGGAACACCGACUUUCAGCGGCCUCCAAGAAGAUCCGCUGACCGAGAGUGAACUUAUUGCCAGGCAACGUGAGAUCCUCAAAGAACUGGGCGAGCAUGACAUCAAGGAUGUAGGCAAGGAAAAUAGCGAGGGAAACGGCAGGGAAAAGAAGAAGAAAAAGAAGCAUAAGAAGGAUCGCUCCCAUCGGUCGAACAAAGAUCAGGAUGAGCCCAGAAAGCGAAAGCGAAGCAAUAGUUCGGAGAACGAGGGCGCCAAGGAGAAGCACCGUGGCGACCGUCAUGGGCGCAAGCAUCGCAUCAAGACCGAAAAGCCAGAUGAGGAAUUGGACUACGUCCCAGUUCGUCCCGAUGAGAAGUCCAUCCGGACGGUUAAGUUCUCUGAUCUCAGCGAGCGUCCACUGCCGCCGGCUGAACUGAAUACUAGCAAUCUGUCCAAGGCUGACAAGCGCAACCUGGCCGUGGCACGGGCGGAGUUGGUGCUGGAACUGUUCGAGAAGAAGGUCAACAAGGAGGUGGCGGAGGAGUUCCACAUGGUGGACACCAUCUGCAAGUUGCCUGUGAAUGAUUCCUUUCGGAACCAAGGUUGCUUCGAGAAUCCCUCGCCCAUAUGCAACAACAUGAAUGUGGUCUACGAGUUUAACUCCACGCCCGGAACCCGAAUCGAUUUGGCCAAAUGGGGCCUGGAAGGAGUGCCUAAGGCUACUGGGAAGCUGCUCCGCCUGCUGGGCAUCGAUGUAGCGCGUCUGAAGCAGAUCCAGAGCACGACCAAGCCAUCGCAGCGUAUACUUAAACUGAAGAAGGAAAAGCUCGAACAGGGCUUGGCCCCAACGGAGGAAGUGGACACGGCCACGCUCUACAAGAACGCAGCAACCCAAACGGAGCGCAGGACUGCCACCAGAGAUUCGGGCACACAGGUUCGCUUGGAAAGCCAACUAAAGGGGGCCUUCUGGCAGGACCCGAAGUUUGACCCAAUGGAUUUGACACAGCACCAGUCGAACGUGAUGUUUGCCCUGCAGGAGAUCUACAAGACCCUGCCUAGCUCCGCCGUGGCCGUUAAUCUCUACAGGGCAUUGCAACCGGCUCUGGCCAUUGCUCGUGCGGCAGCCCAACAGCAAUGAGCGUUCUGAGACGUAUUUGUAUUCCAAAGAGACGUGGCAAAUGAAGCAUUCGUUGAUUUCAGUGAGGGAAUCAUAGAUUGUAAUUGUUAGUUCUCACAAGUGUCUUUACCAAAUGCCUAUUAAAGGUCCAACCUUGUGUUUUCUCAAAUUGAUGUAUUUCUAAGCGCUCGCCGAAGGGCUGUAUAUUAAUCAUAUAAGUCAUCUCAAGUUGCGCAAUGUGUUCUCACUUUCUUUAUACAAUUAAUAAAUACACAUAUGCACAUGCAUCAUA
Molecule: messenger RNA, 2046 nt
Organism: Drosophila biarmipes
Lineage: Eukaryota; Metazoa; Arthropoda; Insecta; Diptera; Drosophilidae
Product: protein panoramix
Exons: 1
Coding region: 114-1775 (553 amino acids)
Source: RefSeq, a predicted model, not a curated record